UUCGAGUGUGCAGGCGCACGCCACCUUCCGGAUGUCGCGAUAGACCUGAUUGAUAGCGACAUCGGACGAAACCGUCCGAGGCAGUAAUCCUCAGACUUGAGGUCUGGUUGUGUGACGAGCUCCUACCGGGGCGCCCUCGGGAACGAUCGAUAACACCAGCUCCAAUGCUAUGCAGCUGAUGCUAUAUAUGCAGGGGGACACACGAGUCUCCAAGAGGCAACUGACGUCGAGAAAAGCCGUUUCAGAGCAAGCCUCGUGAUUGUUUCAACCGACUACGAGCAAUCUUACCAUGGCAGCGCUCAGCAACGAUGCGAAAGGCGACCUACCUGUCGCCAUUCAACCUUAUACUACCCCAUUCGAGGACACCUUGAUGGAGGAGAAGAAGGAUUUCACCAAGGAGGAGAUCGUUCCGGUAUCUCCGAAUGAACUCGGUUAUCUCGACGAUACUCCUGGAGGUUUACUCUCGCGCACGACGCCCCAAGACCUUGAAGAGGCGGAAGAAUAUGCUAAGACAUUGACCUUGGAGGAAGUCAGGACGAUCUUGACGGAUGCUCUCAAGGUACACGAACACGAUCCUGGGUUCCCACUCCUGGUCAUUCGACAAGCGCAAAAGUUCCUCUACGACGAAGAAGCGCAGGAGGAUGCGGAAGCCUACGAGACCUUGACGCGCUUGAUGUUCAUCGAAGCUGCCUUGAUCGUCAACCAUAGCCCCUAUGCGGAGGUCAGAGCUGUCGUCCCGAACAAGGAUGACCCGGCGAUGCCUUCGUCGACCAUCAGGGCUUGGACUAUUUCUAUGCUCUUCGUGGCCGCCGGAGCCGUCAUCAACCAGCUCUUCUCGGUUCGACAACCCUCGAUUACGGUCGCAAGUAACGUGGCUCAGCUUCUGUCCUUUCCAUUGGGGAAAUUGUGGGAAAGAUGGGUUCCUGACUGGCGCUUCAGGUUCUUUGGCACGGAAAUGUCGCUCAACCCUGGUCCAUUCAACCGGAAGGAACACAUGUUAAUCACCAUUGGGGCGAAUGUAGGGUUCUCUACCCCUUAUACCGACAACAUCAUAUGGUCUCAGGCCCUCCCUCAAUACUACAACCAAGCGUAUGCCAAGCAAUUCUCCUAUCAGAUCCUAGUAGGUCUCGGAACAAACUUCGUGGGCUACGGGAUGGCUGGAUUGACUAGGAGGUUCUUGGUCUACCCGUCCUAUGCCGUCUGGCCGACCUCGCUCGUCACCAUUGCGCUGAACGAGGCGUUGCACUCGGGAACCGAGAACACGACGACUAGAGGUCCUUUCAACACCUUGUUCAAAGCCUCUCGAAUGAGAGCAUUCGUGCUCUUCUUUUCGGGCAUGUUCGUUUACUUCUUCCUGCCCAACUACAUGUUUACUGCCCUGUCCGCUUUCAACUUUAUGUCCUGGAUCGCCCCGACGAAUUCCGUUUACAACAAUAUUACAGGAUUUUCUAACGGACUAGGUCUGUCCCCCUGGCCUACUUUCGACUGGAACAUCGUGACGUUUAUGGGCGAUCCUUUGGUCUUGCCGGCAUUCAACAUCAUCAACUCUUGCGUGGGGAUGCUAUGCACCAUGUUCAUGAUCCUCGCCAUUUAUUACAGCAACGCAUAUCAUACCAGCUAUCUUCCAAUCAACAGCAAUCGCACCUUUGACCGUUACGGAGGGCUAUACAACGUCUCCAGGGCUAUCGACUCGCAGGGUCACUUUGCCAAGCAGGAAUACAUGGACUAUUCUCAAGCGUACAUGGCGGCCGGAAACGUCACGGUCUACUUUUGGUUCUUUGCAAUCUACUCUGCCGUGGUUUCGUACGCCUUCCUCUACCACCGGCACGAGAUUGCCAUGGGCUUCAGCAAUGUGUUCAGGAGGAAGAAGGCUCUCGGCUACAAAGACGUUCACAACAAGUUGAUGCAAGCCUAUCCCGAGGUCUCUGAAUGGGUAUACUUGGGGGUCCUCUGUGUGGCGGCAGGUUGUGGUAUCGCCGGCAUCGCCGCUUGGGAAACGUACACUACCCCAGCGGUCGUCAUCUACGGAAUCAUCCUAUGCGCGGUCGCUGUGGUUCCUGUUGGUAUCAUCGCGUCGAUUACUGGACUCGAAGUGACUCUCAACGUCAUUGCGGAAUUUAUUGGAGGAGCUUGGGUCGCCGGGAAUGCCCUCGCGAUGAAUUACUUCAAGUCGUUUGGAUACGUGACGUGCGCCCAUGCAUUAGCUUUCUCCAAGGAUCUCAAGUUGGCGCACUACGUGAAGAUCAACCCAAGGCACACGUUCUGCAUGCAAAUUGCAGCCACACUCGUUUCGACCUUUGUCUGCACCGCCAUCCUGAACUUCCAGAUCGGUCUCAAGGAUGUUUGCACCCCGGAUGCGCCAUUUCGGUUCACUUGCCCUGGAAUCAACACUUUCUUCACGGCGGCCGUUUUCUGGGGAACCCUUGGCCCCCACAAGAUGUUCGGACCCGGCGGACAAUACACUGAGCUGCUCAUUGGCUUCCCUGUCGGCUUCGUCAUUCCCAUCAUCUUUUAUUUCGCCAUGAAACGGUUCCCAAGACAGAGUUGGCUCCGCCAGGUCCACCCUAUUCCGCUCAUCGCCGGAGGUAUCGCAUGGGCCCCAUACAACCUGGCUUAUACCCUACCCGCGCUACCUUGGUCGAUCCUGUCGAUGGUAUACCUCAAGAAACGAUACCUCCCUCUUUGGUCCAAGUACAACUACACCAUCUCGGCCGCCCUCUCCUCGGCUAUCGCCUUGUCGGGUGUCUUAAUCUUCUUCGCGCUGCAGUUCCCCGGCGCCGAGUUCCCGGAAUGGUGGGGCAAUGCCGCUGAUACCGGAUGCGAGGCAAAGGCUUGCAGGAGGUUUACGGUCGACCCGAAGUUGGGAUUCGGACCUGCUCCUGGCGAGUUCCCCGGUUGAGCGUUCGAGCGGGCCGAGUGGAGGUAUAAGAUCACGUUUUGCUGGAAGAUCGUGGACAGACCAGAAAUUAGAUUCGGAAAGAUUAUUGUAUAUCGGUGCAAUGCGCUAU
Messenger RNA from Filobasidium floriforme, 3008 nucleotides. Its product is annotated as OPT oligopeptide transporter protein-domain-containing protein. Gene Ontology annotation, biological process: transmembrane transport. The transcript has 14 exons. Gene Ontology annotation, molecular function: oligopeptide transmembrane transporter activity. Bases 290 to 2899 code for a protein of 869 amino acids. The record is from RefSeq and is a predicted model, not a curated record. NCBI's taxonomy places the organism in Eukaryota, Fungi, Basidiomycota, Tremellomycetes, Filobasidiales, Filobasidiaceae.